Spinacia oleracea (spinach) is the source of this 3122-nucleotide messenger RNA. RefSeq names its product probable trehalose-phosphate phosphatase 6. The coding region runs from base 1754 to 2794 and encodes 346 amino acids. Gene Ontology annotation, molecular function: trehalose-phosphatase activity. The record is from RefSeq and is a predicted model, not a curated record. NCBI's taxonomy places the organism in Eukaryota, Viridiplantae, Streptophyta, Magnoliopsida, Caryophyllales, Amaranthaceae. Gene Ontology annotation, biological process: trehalose biosynthetic process. The transcript is spliced from 11 exons.
UUUUGUCCUGGAAAGAGAUAGCAUAUUUAUUUAAACAGUAAAAUAGGGCAAUAAAAUGUUAUCUUCAUCGGAAUGAUCCUUUGUUCUAUAUAGUGUAAUACACCGAUGCAUGAUUUAAGGUCACUUUCUACCGCCUUUGAAGAGAGGAACUUAUGUGUCGCAUUAACACUAAUCUUUAGUUAACCAACUUCUUAAACCAACCUUAAUCUGAUUGACACGUGACUCAUCUGUCUCCUUUCACCUUUUUGGAAUACUUAACAAAGUAAUCUUACGUUGUUUUCAUUAGAGUGCAAGUAACCCAUGUUUAACUACCUUUUAAUUUUCAAGGGUAGAAAAUUAUUUUUAAUUUAUUUUACUUUGACUAUUUGAGUUUUGACUAGAAAAUUAAAGUAAAACAAGCUAGUACAUAGGAUACACGUGUGAGAGGUUUCAUACGUGGCAUGGGGUCCAUUGUUUUUCAUGUUUUUUCAUGGGUCUAAAGUGGGGCCCACUUUGGUUGGGGGUGUUUAAUGUUAAUAUCUUUGUCACUGACAAUAAGUAGUUAAUUGACAUGUUUGAUGAUGGCUACUAUUUCCUGUACUAAGACAGUUAAUUUGCCAAUUGGAUCGUUGCCGUUUUUGGUUUUUGGUUCAUGUUUUAACUUAUUUCAUAUCGGACAUGGUUACGUGUUUAAGUGUCAGACUUGAUUAUGCUAAAAAAAAACUUUAUUUUAAUGUUUUUAAUCUAUUAUGUAGGGUUGAAUUAUUAAAGGGCCGGUCUACAAAUAUGAAAGGAUAAGAUGACAUAAAUGCUUGAAGUAAAAUUAAGAAUUCGAGUAACAUAAAUACAAUCAGCAUUAAUUCUGCUAGAAUGGACAAUGACCUUGGUUGGUACAUGGUAAUAGUACCAACUAAUAUAAAUGGAAUUUACAAAUGACUAACACUAGUUAAAUUAGGCAGUUAGCUAAUUGCGCGCCAAACAAAGGGUACAUGCAAUGACAUCCUCGAAAUGACUAAUAUUCAAUUCUUUCUAGAUAAUUGAAUGAAACCUCAAACACGUCCUCUUAACGAGUCUUUUACUAUAGUACGGCCCACAGAAUUAUAGUUUUAAGUUAAAGGUAUCACGUAAGAUACUAUGGGCAAGAUAAAAUUUAAAGAAACAGAGAAUGUAACUACUUUGCAAUUUUUUCAUUAGUGUAAAUAAGUAUCAAUCAUAUCAAGUUGGUUAUAACUAGGAAUCUGUCUAAUUAAUCUGAUUUUUUUUUACUAUAAUUAGUGUAAUGAUUAUUGUAAUUUUGGUAGAUUAAAUGGAUCCCACCAAUAAUACAAAUAUUUCUGUCAAAGUUUGAGUUUCCUUAAUUAGGUAUGGCUAGACUUGGGGUGCGCUCAUGGUUUUUGAUUAAAGUUUGGAAUUUUAUGAAUAAAAAUUGCAUGAAAAUAAUAUACAAUCCAAUAUAUGUCUGGUAUUUCCCUAUAUUUGUAGAAAUAAACAAGUGGUGUCACAAAACUCCUAAUUUUUGGUUUAUGUCAAAACCAGUCCAACUUUAUGGUUUAAUGACCAUAUUCUUUUCUUAAUUUGAGGAUUAAUUUCAUAAUCAUUUUUAUAUAGCAAAAAAUUGGAAAAAAAUGUACGGAAACUUGUAAUAUAUGUGUAGCUAGUUAAUUAUCUCCUUUGAAGAAGAGCUACAAUUCUUUUUGCAACUCUGCUUCAAUAGUUGCAGGUCUGUGGAUAUAUUAUAUUUAACAGCAAAGAGUUCAGCAGUUGUACUUAUAAGAUGAUGAGAAACAAGCUGAACAAGGUGUACAAUGCAAUGGGGAUUUUCAAACAUCCUUCAAGUCCACAAACUUUAGGAUUUGCAUCGAAUGUACGGAGCGAAAGGAGUAGCAUUGUGAGACCCGAACCAUGUGAACAGAAACUAACAGUGCCAAAUGCUGAAUAUGCAGCUUAUGAAGAGUGGUUGAGUGAUCAUCCCUCGGCAUUGGUCUCAUUUGAGGAGAUGAUGACCUCAGCAAAGGGUAAGAAGAUAGUCAUGUUUCUAGAUUAUGAUGGUACACUCUCCCCUAUAGUAGAUGAUCCUGAGUUAGCCUUCAUGUCAGAUAAGAUGAGAUCAGCAGUACGUGAAGUUGCAGGGUGUUUUCCAACAGCAAUAAUCAGUGGAAGAAGUCGAGAUAAGGUGCAUAAUUUUGUUAAGUUGAAUGAAGUGUAUUAUGCUGGAAGUCAUGGUAUGGAUAUUAUGGCUCCACCAAGGAAGCAUAAAUCUGGUGAUUUCAAGUACCAAACUCCAUCUGUUGGUGAAAAGGGUAAUUCUGCAAUUUUUCAACCUGCUCAAGAAUUCUUGCCUGAAAUUGAAAAGAUAUUUGAUGAGCUAGAAAAGGCAACAAAGGUGUUCAAAGGAGUUACUGUGGAAGACAAUAGAUUUUGCAUAUCUGUUCAUUAUCGUAGAGCUGAAGAGAAGGUUCAUUCUGACGUGAAACGGAUUGUGAAGUCAGUUGUGGAUAAACACAGUCGUUUUCAUAAAACUGAAGGCAAAAAGGUUUGGGAGGUACGGCCAUCUAUAAAAUGGAACAAAGGUAAUGCCUUAGAAUAUCUCCUCAACACUCUUGGGUUUGAUGAAUCAAGUGAUGUUCUUCCCAUCUACAUUGGAGAUGACAGAACAGAUGAAGAUGCCUUUGAGGUUUUACAGAAAAGAGGGCAAGGAUUUUCAAUCCUAGUAUCUCAAAAACCAAAGGAAACAAGAGCAUCCUACUCACUGCGAGAUCCCUCUGAAGUACUCACAUUCCUGUUAAGAUUAGCAAAAUGGAGACAGGAUUCUUGAAGAAGAAGAAGAAGAAGAAGAAGAAGUAGUAAGUAAAAAAGGCAGCCACUUGAGCCAGUGUAUUUUUUUGGUGACUGUGCACCAAGUGAGCUUUUAAUGGAAGUACAUGUUAGUUUGUUUGUACAUAGCUGCAAGUUUAUAUAGAGUACUUAGUAGCAUAGAGGAGGAAGAGGGGGGUUAUUAAUUAGUCGGAUGUUUUGAGAUUUUGCUGACAAAUUUGCAAAAAAAACUAUGUUUUCUUGGCAAACAUUGACCAGAAUUUUCUUGGACUAUGGUCAUGUAUAUUGCAAAGUUUUGAUCAGUAAGAUUAUAUAGUUUGAUGCCUGAA